Messenger RNA from Limulus polyphemus (Atlantic horseshoe crab), 712 nucleotides. RefSeq names its product irregular chiasm C-roughest protein-like. Gene Ontology annotation, molecular function: cell adhesion molecule binding. The transcript is spliced from 4 exons. Gene Ontology annotation, biological process: cell-cell adhesion. NCBI's taxonomy places the organism in Eukaryota, Metazoa, Arthropoda, Merostomata, Xiphosura, Limulidae. The annotation marks the transcript as partial. Gene Ontology annotation, cellular component: cell-cell junction. The record is from RefSeq and is a predicted model, not a curated record.
UUCCGUCCAGCAGACGUUUCUACGGGAACCUGAAGAUAAGACACCUAACACAGUUAGUGUAUGAUACAAACAUUACUUACAGAUUCCGUCCAGCAGACGUUUCUACGGGAACCUGAAGAUAAGACAGUUAUUCUCGGAGAAGACGUUCUGUUGCCAUGCCGAGUGAAGAAUAAAGUGGGGAUGUUACAGUGGACUCGGGAAGGAUUCGGGCUGGGCUCGGAUCGGGAACUGAUAGGGUUUUCUCGUUACACCAUGGUGGGAAAUGACGAAGAAGGAGAUUUCUCUCUACAGAUUGUGAACGUUCAGCUAGACGAUGAUGCCGAAUUUCAAUGUCAGGUCGGAGCAGCCGAGGGCGUCAAGGGGAUAAGAUCUAAAACUGCACUGAUAACAGUUACAGUGCCACCUGAGCCUCCUCAAAUCGUCCAAGGCAGUUCUCUACUGACAACAGCAGGAACUCCUGUUCAGCUUAUUUGCGAAGCCCACGCUGGUAAACCACCUGCAGAGCUUUCCUGGCUUGAUGGAGAAGGAGAUGUUGUGACAAGCGGUACUAAGUAUCAGACACGAGAACUCAGUGAUGGGAAACGAGCCAAUGCCAUAUUGAAGUGGGAUUUUAAACCAACACGAAAACACCACAUGAAGAAUUUCACCUGUCGAUCAGAAAACUCAGCCUUGAAACAGCCAGCUCUUACUACUAUACGAAUUGAAGUCAAAU